AAAAAGAUAGUUUUUUGUGCUUAGAACUGCUGCUUUUAGUGAAAUUAGAAUUUAGUGAAUGUUUCAAAUUUUCAAACUUAACAAGAUGGAUAACCUUAAUGGACAAGCACUUACAAAUGGCCAAGGUCAUCUAAAAGGAUCAUUUUGUCAUGACGAGCGCAUAAUGAAGAACGGAAGCAGCAGUAAUUCGAGUUCACCGUCCUCAAUGCCUCACAUACCAUACGAAAAGAGUAAAAUGAUAGACAUAACACGUGACAAACCGAUUAAGAUAACUGUACGUGUUGCCGUGCCAGUUCGUGACCAUCCAAAGUUUAAUUUCGUUGGAAAGCUAUUGGGACCAAAAGGCAACUCACUUAAGAGACUACAGGAAGACACAAUGUGCAAAAUGUCAGUUCUUGGACGUGGAUCGAUGAGGGAUAGGAAAAAGGAAGAAGAAUUGAGACUAAGUGGAGAAUACAAAUAUUCACAUUUAUCAGAGGACCUGCACGUAGAGAUACAAACAUUUGCACCACCUGCUGAAGCUCAUGCAAGAAUUGCUUAUGCUCUAGCUGAAGUUAGACGAUUUCUUGUUCCCGAUCAUCAUGAUGACAUCAGACAAGAGCAGAAAUGGGAAAUGCAGGCACUUAGUACAACAACACAAAACAACAGUUUAAGUAGUGCGAGCAGUAGCAACAGUAAUAGCAGCACAGAUGACACACAUGAGCAUAAUAAUAGCAUUAUUAUGGAACAAUCGUCAGGGGCGUCAUCAACAGCAGUCAGUGAAACAGGGAUGUUAACAGAUCAACAUUGUUACAGCAUGGACAAUUGUAGUUCCGCAUCUUCAAUUAUAUCUAACGGAUGUCACCAACAGCAACAACAGCAACAGCAACAGCAUCUUCAACAACCGCAACAACAUAACAAUAACAACACAAUAGCAAUUAACAAUAAUAACUGUGAUACGAUAAAAAAUAAUAAUCAACCAUUAACAGCAGCAAAAGCAACACCUCUGGAAUUAGCAAAUGACGUAGAAGCCGUUCCAGCUGCUGUAGCAUUAAUCGAUCAGCAAAAUGCUCUUUUGAGAGGCGUCAAUAUCGCCGGCUCAAUAGGACGAAAGAGACCGCUAUUGUGCAGCACAAUCAACAACAUAACAAAUCCAACAAAACGAACAGUAAUGACACUUUUAGCCCGCGCAAAAGCCGCAAAUGCAUUGCACGGCUUCCAUCCAAACGGUCCAUCAAUUACCGAUAGUCUACAGCUUCUAGCGUCACCUUUGAUCAUACCACCCACUUUGGAGCAUGUAUUGCAUGCAAAUAGUGCCAUACCAACAUUACAACAGGCAACGAAAAACAAUCCACAGUCAAUCAAACAGGAAAAUUUACUUCAGGGUGCAUAAAUAAUAUCGUCACUCACGUGUACUCUUCCAGCAUAAGAAAUUACUUCAAAUAAAGAAAUAACGCACGAAUGAAUGUUGGGUAGGUAAGGUGACUCCUCAACAAUUCACAAAGAACACAUUGAUACACACAUAUUCGUAAUCGUAAUGUUAGCUCGGUCGCUUCGGGCGUAAAUUUUUUUCAAUUCUUUCUCUUUUCUUUUUUUUUUGUUCCUUAUAAAAAUCAACAUUGUGGAUUAAAUUUUCAUCUUUUUUUCCCUUCUUUUAUUCUGUCUCUGUCGUUCAACCUCCGAGAUUCUCGAUGAGAGAAAUACAUUUACACAAUUUUUGCUCGUUUUGAUGUACGUAAUCGUGUAUAAGGCUUACAGAAGGAAUAUACAAAAUUUUAGAGAUACUUCCUUUCCAGAGGCGUAUUAAGAAAAUUCUAGAGAAGGGGGGGGGGGGGGUUAAUUUUUUUGAAAAGAAUGUUUAACUUGGUUUUGAGAUCAAAAGCCCUAGAAAAUUUAAAAUACCCUCUUGAAAUACGUCCCUGUUCCUUAAAAAAUGUUCCUUUGUAAAUAUGCAGACACAGGUGAAAUUAAAGAGGAUUUAUGAUUUCGAAAUUCUUCCUUUUCCAGCUUUUCUUCUCUCUCACUUACUCUUUUGUGUUUGUUAAAGCUAGCACGAAAUUGACGAUUAAGCCUGGAUGCAGGCAGUUACAAAGGUGGAGAAAAUUAUUUAUAACAUUUUUUUGAGGAUUUUUUUGUGUCCUUGUGGAGAUGCUUUGUGGAAUUUUGAGGAUAUUAAGGGGGUUUUGGAAUAUUUAUAGGACGAUUGACUUUUAAGGAACUUAGGUUCAGUAUGAUGAUGUAAAGGGAGGAUACGUAGGAGGUUCAAUAAUUUUGAAUUGAUAAAAAUAUUCAUUAAAGUCAUCUUGAGAUGGCAUUUGAAAGGUUAUGAUUAGUUUUGUUAAAGAAAUGAGUAAGAUUUUAAAAUUUAAUAAAGUUUUUGAUGGCUAUGGACUAGAUUACUAUCUAAAGCUACACAUUUAA
Chironomus riparius is the source of this 2400-nucleotide messenger RNA. Lineage: Eukaryota; Metazoa; Arthropoda; Insecta; Diptera; Chironomidae. The record is from the annotation of a GenBank genome assembly.